Episyrphus balteatus (marmalade hoverfly) is the source of this 1360-nucleotide messenger RNA. RefSeq lists its product as uncharacterized. Bases 31 to 1197 code for a protein of 388 amino acids. NCBI's taxonomy places the organism in Eukaryota, Metazoa, Arthropoda, Insecta, Diptera, Syrphidae. The transcript is spliced from 5 exons. The record is from RefSeq and is a predicted model, not a curated record.
UGCUUGGUGAGAUCACAAUAGAAAAUCAAAAUGGCAAAAUUUAACGCAGACGAAUUAAACGCACCGAAAUGGAUGGAUGAGAAAUUCUUUGAAGAUGUUUUGAAAAAAUAUGAAAAAACUGAUAACAUUUCUGUGACAGAAAUAAAAUUGUCACCAGCAUCAGCUCAAGGUGAUCACUAUGCUAGCAUUAUGUUUAGAUGUGCUGUCACUUAUGACACAAAUAAAUCCAAAGGCAAUACAAAAUCAUUGAUCAUCAAAACAAUGCCAGAAAUUGAUGGUUUCAAAAAGGAUUUCUUAGCAGAGUCACACAUUUUUGAAACAGAAAUACCAAUGUAUGCGGAGACAAUUCCCAAAUUUCAUGCUGAAUUGAAAAAAAUCGAUGAUGAUACAGUACUGGGAUUAGAACCACUGUACCAUUCACUGGAACCUAGGAAAAUAAUUGUUUUUGAAGAUAUAUGUCCAAAAGGAUAUGAAGUCUUACGAAAUAGAAAGAUUACUAUGGAAGAAACUAAAGCGGCAUAUCUAAAGCUGGCCAAAUGGCAUGCUGUGAGCUAUAAACUAGCUGCAGAGGGUGACACAUCAAUAACUAACUACGAAGAGAGUUUCCUUAAUUUUAAAGAUGUCGAACAAAUGCCAUUUUUGUCUUCAGGAUUAGAAAAUUUCAUUGAUAAAUUACAAACUGUUGAAGAUCUUAAGCAGUAUGUUCCAAAACUGCAAGGAAUUAAAAAAGACCUCAUCAAAAGCUGUAUAAGUUCUGGCAAAUCCUAUCGCCAAAAAGGAUCUGAAGGUAUAUUUGUUUUAUGUCAUGGAGAUUUUCAUAGAAAAAACAUGAUGUUUAAAAAAAGUUCUUCUGGUAAAUUUGAAGAUGUUAUGUUGCUUGAUUUCCAAAUAUCAUAUUUUGGACCAGCGAUAUUGGAUGUAUUGUAUGGAAUGUACGUGCUAGCUGACAGAGAUGUUCGUUUAAAUCACUACGAUGAAUUAAUUCAUUUUUAUAGUUCGAAUUUUAUUGAAACUUUGAAAAAAUUAAAAUUUCAAGGGAAUAUUCCUAAAAUUUCUGAUUUCUUUAUUGAAAUAUUGCAUCAUCGGCAUUGGGGUAAAUUAUAUUUAACUUUUUUAUAUUUCAUAGUAAAAAUUAAUGGUUUUUUCAGAAAUGCUUUUAUUUACCUCAUUCUUACCAAUUUGGUAUGCAAUGGAUAGUGGCGAAAUGAAUCCCGAUGAAUUAAUGACCGAUAAUGAACCACGCAGAAGAGCCUACGAUAAUGAAGAGUAUAUGAAUGAAGUACGAAUUCUUUUGCCAAAAAUGUUAUGCAGAGGAUUUUUGGAAUAAAGUGAUUUUUUGUUAUUUAAAUAGACAAAUAUC